This is a messenger RNA of Pangasianodon hypophthalmus (striped catfish), 1968 nucleotides long. RefSeq names its product tumor necrosis factor, alpha-induced protein 8-like 2b (gene tnfaip8l2b). The transcript has 3 exons. Gene Ontology annotation, biological process: regulation of apoptotic process. Gene Ontology annotation, cellular component: cytoplasm. Lineage: Eukaryota; Metazoa; Chordata; Actinopteri; Siluriformes; Pangasiidae. Bases 339 to 899 code for a protein of 186 amino acids. The record is from RefSeq and is a predicted model, not a curated record.
GCUAGCAGAGUGAGAGAGAAGGGCGGUCUGUGAGAAUAUCUGUCUGUGUGUGUGUGCGUGUGUGUGUGGGGAAGAGAGACAGAGAGAGAGAAGCAGACAGAAACAUGCACACUUAGGGGUGUGUCUUAGACAAUUAGUUCCUCAAGGAAGUACAACUCUUAUCUUGAAACAGAGUGUCGAACAGAUCAGAGAGUUUCUUUGGACGUUUUUGUGUAGUUCCAUCCCUGCUUAAGGAUAGCAUUGUUUAAAAAACCUGGAUGUUGAUCACCUGAGCUGUGCACACAAGGAGGACAGAGACUUGACAGAGAGGAGGGAGGGAAAGAACAGAAAAAGCAGAAAUGGAGAACUUUAGCUCCAGAGACUUGGCUAUGAAAGCCCAGAAGAAGAUUCUCAGCAAUAUGGCCAACAAGUCAGUAGUGCAGAUGUUCAUUGAUGACACCAGCAGUGAGAUCCUGGACGAGCUGUACCGUGUCUCAAAGGAGUACACAGGGAACCGUGCAGAGGCCCAGAAAGUGAUUAAGGACCUGAUUAAAAUCGUUGUGAAGGUUGCUGUGCUUUUUAAGCACAACCGUUUCAGUGAGGAGGAGCUCAGCUUAGCACAGACCUUCAAGAAGAAAUUACACCAGGGAGCCAUGACAGCCAUCAGUUUCCAUGAGGUGGAGUUCACCUUUGACAAGGCGGUGAUGUCAGAGAUCCUUACCUCAUGUAGAGACAUGAUGCUCAAGCUUGUAGCCAAUCAUCUCACGCCAAAAUCCCAUGGACGCAUCAACCAUGUCUUCAACCAUUACUCUGACCCUGACCUUCUCACCCAGCUUUACAAUCCAAACGGUACUUUCAAGGGCCACCUCAGUACUAUCUGUAAUGGACUCAACAAACUGAUCGAAGAAGGCAAAUUAUGAGAGUGUGGUGCCAGUGGGACUUUAAACAGUAUUUCUUUAAAGAGACCAACAAGGUGCUGGACUAGAAGAAAGCAAGGCAAGAAUUGUAAACUCAGCAACAACGGUGAUUAACUCACUGAUUGCAGUCUCUUUGUUCAACAUUUUGUACAUUAUAGUUCACCACUGUUCUCUGCUUAUUAUAAGAAAAUCACAGUUCACAUUAUUGCUGGCAGCACAGAGAAAUAUCGAUCAAUUGUAAUUCUUGAUUUCCACCGAGUGACAGUCAUAUCAGCAAAAUUGUUUUGAUGUGAAAGAUUUGUGGAUGACUUACUUAUAUCAAUAAGCACUAUAUUCACAUCUACUCUCUUCGUAAACCUUCGUAACUUACAGUUAUCUAAAAAGCUUUGUGAACAUGUUUUCCAUAAAAGGAACAAUAAUUGAAAAAGUUAUGAGUAGUGAAGGAAGGAUGGCACAUUCAUUUUUACAGUCAUAGCCAGCCCUAAUUUAAAAAAAAGGGGGGGGGGGUCAUAAUAUUAAAUACCAGCACUGAAUUUUCUAUAAUUUUCUGUAACUGAAAAGGGAAUUAAAGCUCUGAAUAUUCAACAGUUAAUGAUGAAAUAAUGAAUGAAAAGCUGCAAUGCUGUUAGAAUUUUCUUUCUGCCCACAAUCAGGUGGAAUAAAUAGAUUUGUAAAAUUAUGCUCUGAAAAACAUGUAAUCAAUUCAAAUCCCAGUUCCACAUUAGUAAAUCUCUUCACUGCCACCUGGUGUAACUUUGUAGUAAUUGAAAACCCUGUCUGCCAAUAAUGCACUAAAGCUCACCGUGCAUUGACAAUCCUCUAUUACAUGCUUUUGUCGCCCCAAUUUCAGAUGGCCAUAUACGCUACCUGUCAAAACAGCAGGGACAAUAAGUCCUACAAAUACAAAUUUAUCCCUAAAAGAAUCUAUUAACUGUUAAGGAAAUGUGAAAAAAAGAAAAAGUUGCUAUGCACCUUAUUAUUUCUCAUGGGGCUACUGGAUAUCAAAUUAUGCACACAAACAAAACAGACAAAUUCACACAUUUGUAUACAAUACAGUAUUUAUUCUUCCUCA